Molecule: messenger RNA, 1546 nt
Organism: Aspergillus uvarum CBS 121591
Lineage: Eukaryota; Fungi; Ascomycota; Eurotiomycetes; Eurotiales; Aspergillaceae
Product: carotenoid oxygenase family protein
Exons: 5
Coding region: 56-1546 (496 amino acids)
Biological process (GO): carotene catabolic process
Molecular function (GO): carotenoid dioxygenase activity
Source: RefSeq, a predicted model, not a curated record
GGAGCAACGAACAAUCACCUUGACAAAUCAUUCAUCUCUUUCGCUGCAUCUCACCAUGUCCGACAUCAAACAACACUUCCCCGAUCGCCCCCAAUUCUCAGGCUUCAUGAAGCCCUGCCGGAUGGAAGGCGAGGUCUCCCAACUGGAAGUGUACGGCACGAUCCCCCCGGAGAUUGACGGAGUCUUCUAUCGCGUCAUGCCGGAUCCGCAACAGCCUCCCUUCGUCGAGGAUGAUCCCUGGUUCAACGGCGACGGGAACGUGAGCGCCUUCCGCAUCCAACACGGCCGCGCAUCGUUCCGGCAACGCUACGUGCGGACGGAGAAGUUUGUGCGCGAGCACGAGGCGCAACGCGCUUUAAUCGGUAAGUACCGCAACAGAUUCACCGACGCCGUCGAGUUCCGUGUGCGCAGCACAGCCAACACCAACGUGGUCUUCUUCAACGGGCGGCUGCUGGCCCUGAAGGAGGACUCUCCGCCGUACGCGAUGGACCCGCGCACGCUGGAGACGCAAGGCCUCUACGACUUUGACGGCCAGUUGCCGAGUCUGACCUUCACAGCGCAUCCGAAAUUUGACCCCGCCACGGGCGAGAUGCUCUGCUUCGGGUACGAGGCGCGCGGCGACGGGACGCCGGAUGUCUGCUACUACCGCGUCGCGCCGACCGGCGAAUUCACCGAGGUGGUCUGGUUGGUGGCACCGGUGCUGGCGAUGAUCCACGAUUUUGCGGUAACAGACAACUGGGUCGUGUUCCCGCUGAUUCCGCAGGUUUGCGAUAUCGAGCGGAUGAAGCAGGGAGGCGAGCACUGGCAGUGGAGCCCGGAGACUCCGCUGUAUUUGGGCGUGUUGCCGCGGCGAGGGGCCCGGCCCAGUGACGUGAAGUGGUUCCGAUACAAGAACUCCUUCCCCGGCCACACGGCCAACGCGUACGAGGACGAACAGGGCCAUCUGGUGAUCGACUUGGGCCUGAGCGAGACAAAUGUGUUCUUCUGGUGGCCCGACGCGCAGGGUCGCGCCCCGGAGCCCAGCUCCAUCGUCUCCCGACUGGUCCGGUUCACCGUCGACCCCCACGCAGAAGAAGACCUCAGCCUCCCGGAACCCCGGAUCCUGCACCAGGGCAACUCGGAGUUCUACCGCAUCGACGAGCGGUUCGCGACCCAGCCCUAUCGCCACUGCUACUUCGACCUGAUGGACCCGCAGCUGGGGACGGAUUUCGCCUCCAUCGCGCCGAAGCUGGGCGGCGGCUUCCCCCUCUACAACGCGCUGGCGCACUUCGAUAUCGUGGCCGGGCAGACUGAGAUCUACUUUCCGGGCCGUACGCACCUGGUCCAGGAGCCGGUCUUUAUCCCGCGCGGGGACUCGGCCCCCGAAGGCGACGGGUAUCUUCUGGCCCUCGUGAAUAACUACGAGACCAUGGCAAGCGAGCUCCAUCUAUUGGACACCCGGGAUUUCACGCGCGCGCAGGCCAAGAUCCUGCUGCCGGUCCGCUUACGCCAGGGUUUGCAUGGGAGCUGGGUGGAUCGAAGGGACCUUGGCCCACUGGCUGUGUAG